Molecule: messenger RNA, 1365 nt
Organism: Alternaria alternata
Lineage: Eukaryota; Fungi; Ascomycota; Dothideomycetes; Pleosporales; Pleosporaceae
Exons: 2
Coding region: 120-1130 (336 amino acids)
Source: RefSeq, a predicted model, not a curated record
CUUUACUGGUACGGCAGCUACCACAUUCUCACCAACUUGAUCCGACCUUGAACCAUAGCUAACUGUUAUCUACGGCUAACAGAUAGUCUCAGCUUUCACCGCUUGGGAAGCUUAAAGACAUGGUUACAACCACUUUCUUCUCCCGCGCUCGCAGGUCGGCGGUGCAUGCGCCAAACAAGAUACGCGGCUUCCUUGCUUUACCCGGAGAGAUCAGAAACCAGAUUUACAACUACUACUUUGAGUCGGAGCGCCGCUGUGAGAUUGUCGGUAAUGGAGCCCAAUUUACACAGCGAUCGCCGCAAACCAUCAAGCUGUCAUUGAAUCUUGCUCUUGCGAAAGAUACCACUCCGGCGCAUAAAUCUGAGGCAAAUAUUAUUCCUCCUACCGCGGUCCGCUUCCCAAGACCACUUGGUAAGUACAAUGCUGUCCGGGGAUUAUGCACGAAUUGGCAGGGUUCGCUGCAUGCCCUGAGUCUUGUAUGCAAGCAAAUCUACUCGGAGACAGCAACCUUCCUAUACCAGAAGACAGUCUUUGUGUUCAACGCGCCAAAGCGCAUGGUCAAUUUCUUCAGAUUCGCCUCCAGCGUUGGAAUUGAGAACAUCACCAAAUUGCAUCUCCACUACAACACCUAUGGUCACCCUCAUAGAACCGAUUUCCGAAUCUGGCAAGAAAAGCACAGCCAGAGUUGGCAGCGAGCUUGUAAGACCGCCUCGAGGAAGCUCACAAGUCUACACGAGCUUGAGGUCUGGAUGAAAGUUCACGAAGCCGCUCCGAAGCUCAGCCUGCGUGAAAAAUGGUUGAGGCCUUUGCUCCAGUUUCGGCGGUUGGCAUGUCCCAAAGAACUGGCGAGUGGAAAGACAGCGUCAACCCAACCUGUACAUUGUCAGUCGGGACUUCAAAUCGCCAAGGUGCAUGUUGAGACACAUUGGACCAAGAAUGUUGAGCUUUACUGGGCUGAUAACAGAAGGCUGGUAGAAGCAAGUAAGGAUCUGCACCAGCUCUUCGGACAGGCUGUCGGAUCAGCUAUCAUUGGCUCGACAGAACAGGCGGCAAUGGCUGGGUUCAAUGCAGCAUGGAGGGAGAAACAUGCAGAGUGGAGAAAUCAUCUUCCACUGGUUCGAGGAGCAUGACGAGUAUUGUUUCGAGACCAUGGGCGCAUUAGACAUUCAAAGGAUCGGCCCAAGAGACAUCAAUACUGUUUAAGUGAGUACGAUGUAUGCCACUCGCUAUUGUGAAGACGCAUUAUGCUCAUGCAAAUGAUAUGCUCAGACUAGCAUCUGUCGACAUCAUUCCGACUGUCCUCCUCAUUUUUGAGUCUAUGUGUCUACCCGAUUCUAUGUUUCUAAUUGAUGGAAGACUCCUAAG